Molecule: messenger RNA, 5040 nt
Organism: Malurus melanocephalus (red-backed fairy wren)
Lineage: Eukaryota; Metazoa; Chordata; Aves; Passeriformes; Maluridae
Gene: RTN4IP1
Product: reticulon 4 interacting protein 1
Exons: 9
Coding region: 158-1228 (356 amino acids)
Cellular component (GO): mitochondrion
Molecular function (GO): oxidoreductase activity; zinc ion binding
Source: RefSeq, a predicted model, not a curated record
GGCCGAGCGCUGAGGGCAGCGGCAGCGACCCGGCAAGGGCCCCGGCCCGAUCCCCAGCGUUAUCCCGAUCCCGGGUCUCAUCCCGAUCCCGGGUCUCAUCCCGAUCCCGGGUCUCAUCCCGAUAGCCAUCCCGGGGCCCGGCCCGCUUGCCCCGGCCAUGCUGUCGUGGGGCACCGCGGGCAGGCGGGCGCUGCGCUGGGCGAGCGGGCGGGCRCCGGCCCGCGGGCUCCGCGCCUCUCCGCGGGCKCGKWCCGCCAUGCCCAGCUGGGUCAUAGACCGCUACGGCAGCAACGAGGUGCUGCGCUUCACCAGGGACAUGACGUUCCCCAUCAUACACUUCCCGAACGAGGUCAUCAUUAGGGUUCACGCUGCGAGCCUGAACCCCAUCGACCUCAGCAUGAGAAGUGGUUAUGGUGCAACYGCGUUAAAUAUGAAGCGGGAUCCCCUGAAACUCAAAACUGACGAGACUGAAUUUCCACUAACACUUGGUCGAGAUGUCUCUGGUGUUAUUAUGGAAUGUGGACUGGCUGUGUCUUAUUUCAAACCUGGAGAUGAGGUGUGGGCAGCAAUUCCUCCAUGGAAACAGGGCACUCUGUCAGAGUUCGUGGUAGCUAGUGGAAAUGAGGUGUCUUUUAAGCCGAAGUGUCUCAGCCACACAGAAGCAGCUGCCUUACCAUAUGUUGGUCUCACUGYGUGGUCUGCAGUUAACCAAGUGGGAGGACUGAACCAAAGUAAUUGUAGAGGGAAAAGAGUAUUAAUAUUAGGAGCUUCAGGAGGAGUUGGUACAUUUGCUGUGCAGCUAAUGAAGGCCUGGGAUGCUCACGUGACAGCUGUUUGCUCUCAUGAUGCCAGCACACUGGUGAAAAGGCUUGGRGCAGAUGAUGUGAUUGAUUAUAAAUCUGGAAAUCUGGAAGAGCAGCUUAAAACAUUACCCUUAUUUGAUUUUAUCCUAGAUAAUGUUGGUGGAUCCACUGAGAAGUGGGCACUAGAUUUAUUGAAGAAAUGGUCAGGAGCAACAUACGUUACCUUAGUGACACCUUUCCUGAUCAAUAUGGACAAACUUGGAGUGGCUGAUGGCAUGUUGCAAACAGGAGUCACUGUCGGUUCCAAAACUCUAAAGCAUCUCCUUAAAGGAGUUCAUUAUCGGUGGGCAUUUUUCAUGCCAAGUGGCCCAAGUUUGGAUGAAAUAGCAGAACUGGUUGAUUCUGGAAAGUGCUGCAGAGUAUGAUGUUUGUGCUAAUUCAGCACAGUGACUUGGAAUAUUGGGAACAUUCAUAAGCUUCUGGGGAAUCUUAGUGGACUUGGGGGAAAAGCAAAGAAGGUUACAGUCUGCUUUUGUGAUCUUUCCAGGUUUAUGAGCUUGUUACAAAAUACAUUGUGGGAGUGAGCAGUUGAUUUCCUGUGUUUUGGGUUGUGUGGUGAUAUAGGUCCCAACAGUGUCCUCUUUGGGAAUUUUGGCAACAUGAAAUUUUCCAAGAGUAGAGAACGUGGACAACUGCUGUUAAUCAUUCUAUAUGGUACCUUAGCAGAAGAGUAAGCAGAGUCUGCCAUGACUGCUGGUAAUUCCAGUAUGUGAACUGCCAUCUUGUGCUCAAAAUAUGUCUGUAUUAGUAAAAUUWAGAUCUCUCUAAUUUGAAUGUUGAGCCCUGUUUUUUUUUUUUUGGUAUGCAGUAUGUUCCAGAGUUUGGAAAAUAGUAAAUAAACUGCUGUUGUAUUUAAAAUGUGAUUGCUUCUAUUUUGCCACCUCAGUGCUGCUGAUAAGAAUAAAAAGUUCUCUGCUUYGCAUUAUGUCCAGUGCUAUAGGCAUAAUCCUAUGGUCAAGAAAGAAGUUGUAGAAGGUGGUCCUCAAUCCUGUGAUUGCAUUCAGUCACACUACUAAAUUAUAAGCAAAAGAAAUCUAAUCUAAGCAAAAGAAAUGCCCUUGUCUUGUUCUUACCAUUUGUCCUGUUCUCAGCCAGUCACAAUUUGUUUUGUGUUCUGCUCCUACCUUGUAUGCAAAACAAAUGCAGAAUAUGCUCCUGAAAGCCUCUUGGGAAACACCUGUUUAUGCAAUAGAGAGAGGGCUUAAUCGUUGUUCUUUGCUUAAUAACCUGGACAGGUGAAUUGCAAUGACACUUAAAAUGUACGUCAUACAUGCAUGAAUGUCCUGAUGUACUUCUGGCUGUAAGAUAAUCAUGAGGACAAAGAUAUUUCCUUGCUCUUUUAUUCUCUGUGCAAAAACAGGUCCUAAUGUCAGCCUGUUUGUCUGCAGAGUCAUUAUUCUAGCAGCAUUUUCCUCUAUUUUGUGAAAUGUUGUAAACAUCUAAGCUGUCAUCAGGAUUUUAUAAGACACAGUUGUGUUCCAUUUAGACAGAUAUUAAUAAGACUAUGGCCUUUAAUUGUCUAGACACAGGGGUUCUCCUAAAUGGACAGACCAUCCAUUCAGAAGAGUAGGUGUUUGGAAUAAAGGCAGGAGAGAAUUACUGGAGAAAUUGUACCACAAUUUUCUGUAAGUAAGUAAAAAGAAAUGUUUAUGUUUGAAUGAGAAAGAAUAAAGAACAAGUUAAAAAAGCACAAAGCAAUGAAGUGUGUUAAGAACUCUUGGGGAAGCCAGCAAAUUGAGCUCAUGUAGUUGAACUUGUUAGCAUUAAGUGAAUUCUUUUGAGUAAUGCAGWUUUGGGGUAUUUUUGAAAUUUCAGUCUUUGAAAGAAAAGAAUUUUGAGAUUUGUAUGAAGUGUGAAUAAGAGAGCAGUUGGAAAGCUUCUGAAAAUGAGAGGCUUUUUUUCAAGAAUAAAUGAUGAGGGGGAUUAAAUGAAGGAAAUUAAAAAGAGAUGAUGGUUACAGUUAUUGAAGCAUUAAAAAGCAUACCUCUGAAAAAUKUACAGAUCAUUUUGAUUUGACAGUGUUUCUCCUUAUAGUCCUUCUGCAUCAAGAGAGAUUUUUAGUUCUGAUGAGUUCAUCAUGUUCCUUUGUGAAAGCAAAAGGAUUCUCAAGCCUUCAGUGGAUGAAGAAUAAGCAAUUUUCUUGAAAGUUACUUGGUUUUCACCUGGAUGAUCUUUGAAGCAAGGAAGAGAGAUUUGCAAAAUGUCAGCUUUGAGGAGKAGUUCUUUUAACAGCCUUUCUUUAKUGGAGAGUAGAAGGAGAGGAUUUGAUGAGUUGGGAUUACACAAGGAAAGAAAAUUCUUUUCCUUGUGUAAUUCACCUGCACAUCAGUCAGUUCUGGGAACUGUAAAACCAYUUUCCGUUUACAAACUGUUUUCUCUGCCUUGCAGCUGGACACUUUGCAAAGAGACUAUUGCAGGACUAGGGGAUGGGAGGCUGCUGCAACAGUUGUGGGCAAGGGGAAAAUUCAGUAUUUCCUUGACAAAUUUUAGAGAUACUGGCUACAUUCUAAACUGCUGGAGAAUCCCCGUUAUGGUUUGAAUUGCAGCAGUUAGUUACAAGCAGCAAGGACUGUCUCAGUAGGCUCCACCAAGUAAGUUGACAAAAGUCCAUGUCAGAAGCUGUUGUGUCUGUUUCCAUGGUAGAAUAUUCCUGGUGAAUUAGAAUUCUCAUCUAAAGGCAACUGAAAUCAACAAAACCUUUAAUUCAGUACACAGAUCUGCUGGCACACUGCUGAAGCAUCAUCACCGAAAGUCUUGUUAGGAAUUAAUUUGGUGUAUCUCUGGUCAGUGUUGUGGAUUUCACAGUGACAUUUUCUCUUUUUGCUGCUUGCCCAACAUUUCUUCCCAAAGGACAUGUCAUUUAGUCCUUGGUGAAAAUAGGCCGGAUUCAUAUAAGUAUUUAAGUUGGUAGAAAGCCUCUAACUCAUAACUGGKCACUAAUGAAGCCUGGUGUAGGAAGGCAGGCUCAGAAGACUCCUUAGUGUUGUAAGGGGGUGCACUGAGUGUGUUGUGUGUUCCUGUAGGACCAUGAUAGGAUGUGGGUUAAUGUGCAACCCAACAGAAAUGGGAUAUUCAUUUUAAUUCAGUGCUAUUUAAAUGCCGAAUAAGUGUGUGUGCAGUGUUUCUUGUGACUUAAUACUCUCUCCUUCAGAGCAUUGUUGCAUCAGAUGGGCUGAUGGAUGAAAGUUGUUUUUGCAGAAGGAAGGCUAAAGGGCAGAGUCUCCAAUCAUGAAAUUAAUAGAUCAUUCUCUCUGAUGUUUGCUUUUUAGAUAGAUGUUCCAGCACAGCACCCAUAAAAAGAACAAGUGUAUACCUAUGUUAAUGUAAUUUGUGAAUAGUGUUGAUUAUACAUUUUGCUGAAGACACUAGAUGCUUUGGACUUAGCACCUGCUGUUAUGGUUUGGAGGGCAGGAUGCUCACUGUUCUUUAGCCCUGCUGCUGUCUUGUGCAACACUGAACAAAUCACAUAACCUUUUGGUACCAUAAUUUCUUUGUCUACCCAUGAGGGCUAAUGCCCUUUAUCCACCUUUGGUGCUUUGCUCUGAGAUACCUUGUUAAAAUGUGGAAUUUAAUUGUUUCCUAUUGCUGGUCUUUGCUAUUCAGGAAGUAAAUAACACAAAUGGAUAUGGUAAUCCAUUUUGACAUGACAUGGGUUUUGAGAGUUGUUUGGAUGGCCAUGAUUUAAGAUGGCUUAACCUACUGCUAGUGUAGGUCAUCACAGCUUCUGGACUCUGUAUCCUAACCUGUGUGUAUUGGUUUGAUUUCAGUUCAUCUUGUUAUAGUGCUGCAAGUAACUUUUUCCCUGGCCCUUAUUGCACGAUUAUUGCAUUUCUCUCAUCUCUAUUAAUAUAAAAGAGUGAAUGUAAAACUGAGUCCUUGAAUGUUCUCCAAACAUGGCAUCUAUACAUGUGGCCUUCUCUGGAGUAAUUCCAGACUUUGUGACUGUGCUAAAGUAUCCUGACAGGUCUGAAAACUCACCCUUGGAUGGUGCCUGCUCUAGUCUUUCUUAAAAAAGGCACUAGGGUGCCUAAGUAUAGGGGUUUCUACACCUAAAUGUCUAAAUUAACUUGAGAUUAGUCCUUCUCCCCCCUCUCUUUAGUCACUCACACUUGUUCUGAUGACCAUCUUUCUACAUGUUAAAUUGCAAAGCUUGCACCUUUUUUUUUUUUUGCUUUUA